AUUUUCACAGCCAACUCGUGCCAAUAUUCACCAAUAUAAGUUCAAUAACCCUAUAAUAUUGUAAAAGUGGUUAUUUACGCUGGGUUUUAAGUACGCGUUUUUCCACGUCCAAUAUUACGUGUGGGGAAAAAUACGCUGUAACUAAAUAUAAUAUAUAUAAGAUUACUGAUUUUUGAACAGUACGCGUGUCGUAAAUAUUCGAGCUUAUUACCUGACUGCGUAACUAGCGUAAAUUUCUCCCACAGGUAAAUAAACACUCUUACAGUACAUACAGUGAAAUAUCCUUUUUAAAUAAUCUCUGUACCAUCAAUAACGAAAAUGUUUGCAAUAUUCCACGCAAAGAGGUGAAGAUAAUGAACAGUGAUCAAUCUCAUAAAUCCCAUAUAGAAUAUAAAAUUGAGAGUAGCGUAAACACCGGCUCCUGGAAAUACUAGAGAUAAUGUCCUUAGGAGGAGUAAACAUCCAAUGUUGAUCGGUCACACCCACCACGAGCUGUUUAUCUUGAUCAGGUGAACGGAAUGAUACAUAGUCAAAAUCAGAAUGUAAAGAACGGCAUAACAAUUGGUAUGAAAUACGUCAGACAACAUUCAACCUAAUGACAGGUUAUAUUCUAAAUAAAAUUAUUACAACGAAACAGAAUUUGCGAAAUGAUGACUUAAAACGAAACUGCUGAAAUCCUAUAACAUCAGUUGUUAGCAGUCAGUCUCGAUUUAAAAAUUGAACAUACGCAUUAUCGCGUACAUGUACGUAUAUAAUCAGUUGAGAGAUAUAGACACCAUAUUCAGGUGAUAAUGGAAUAUCGCUAUAUAAAUAUGGGAAAUUGACUAGAGAGAAGCUUAAGAAUCCAUGAAACACGUCAGACAGCAUUUAACCCAAUGGAAGGUUGUAUUGGCAAACUAGAUUGUUAUAAUAACCCUAGAAUUUGCGAAAUGCUGACUUUAAACGAGACUGUUGAAACCCUUGCACCAUCAACUUGUUUGUCAGUACCCUGCCUCGAUUUAAAAACCGAUCAUACGCAGAACAAGCUAUUGCGUAUCAAAUCAGUUGAGAUAUAUAAAUACCAUAUGCAGGUGAUAAUGGAAUAUUGCUACAUAAAUAUGGGAAGUUGACGAUUCAUUUUUAUAUUUAAAUGUCGAGUUCAUGGUCAUAGUAAGAGAAUGGGGUUUUCCUCUCAUGUAGAAGUUUAGGAAUAAAUGAAUACAAAAACAGGUCAGCUAAUAAAGGAGUAUAAUUUGUGUCCAUGAGGAUUCCAAUAGACUGGGCUAAUAAAGGAUUGCAAUUCGUGUCCAUCGGAAUUCCAGCAGGUUGUUGAAAGACCUGAUUUCCAAAGACUGCGUAUAAAUUGCCAGUGAGGAACUCCAUCAUAUGAUAUGAACUUUGAUAUAUUUUUAUCAUUUUGGAAUUACCUGCUCCCCUUAGAAUCCCGUGACAUUGGCUUUUUGAGAAGAGUCUUCAAUUGUAUAUAAGUAUAAUGUAAUUAGAUUAGCAGCUUAAGAGUAUCGGAAAGAUUCUUGUUUUCAUUGCAAGGAUCUGGCAUUAACUAAACAAAAAACGACAAAUUGUCUAUCUAGUAACGCCAGACUGCCGAUAGUGAAAAAAAAUCUGCAGUCCGAGUCAUUUAAAUCCUGAAAGAUAAUACUAGAAUAACAGCCGAAUAAAAUUAAGCUUGGUCGACUGUGAAACUUUUCAGCGAUGAAAGGGUUUUUUAUCGACGUGGAAUUAAUAAAAGAAAAACAAAUCUUCGUCUGUGAUUUGAAAUGACGGGACAUAAAAAAGUUUCGUCUUGAAUAUUUUUAUCAUGGUAAGUAAUUCUACAUGUAUUAAAUUUGUACAAAUAUUUUGAAAAGAAAUAUGAUAACUCUUAACCACUAUUAGAAUUUCUUUUACGAAUUACUUAUUUUUAUAUCUGUAAACCUUAUUUCAAAAGUAUAAAGAUGAGACCAUUGUAUUUAUCAAUUGGACUUCAUGUUUUCACAAGGGAUAUUGGAGUUUAGAGAAGAAAAGGUUCAUCCGUUUAUUACAGAAGAAUGCAAUAAAAUUAAGGGAUCUAAACCCUUUGUCCAUAAUUUUGAUAGACAUUUAUUUUACUUAUUUUCUUGGGGUUAACCAUGACGCACAGGGCUGGAAGUCGCGUGAAAAAAAGACCCAAGGAUUCCCUCACACCUGAUCAAAUCGCAGAUCUUCGGGAGACUUUCCGCCUUUUCGAUAAAGAUGGGGAUGGGACGGUGAACUGUGAUGAACUGGGGACAGUAAUGAGACAGCUGGGCCAGGAGCCCUCAGACGAAGAACUCAGGCAGAUGAUAGCGGAAGUCGACGAGGAUGGAAGCGGGGAGAUUGAAUUUGAAGAGUUUUGUGCCAUGAUGGCUAAUCGGAUGAAUCAACCAAUAGAUUCACCAAAGGAGUUAAUAGAGGCAUUCGAGAUAUUUGACGAGGAGAGACGGGGUUAUAUUACUAUGGAGGAAUUUCGGUCAGUUAUGACGACAUUGGGAGAGAAGCUGUCACACAGUGAUGUAGAUGAAAUGGUUACUAUGACAGGAAUAGGUAGAAACGGAAAAGUCAGAUAUAAAGGUAUGACGGAUAAUUUUGCACAAGAGGUUUAUGUAGAGGCGUUCCGUGAGGCUGACGAGGACGGAGACGGAUUUCUGUCUGAACGAGAGCUAGGGAUCGCCUUACGAAAACUAGGUCACAAUCCAAGUGAGGUGGAGAUUCGUGACCUGAUCUUAACAGUAGACGAAGAUGAGAAUGGACAUUUGGAUAUGAACGAGUUCAUGAAUCUAAUGACCUUGAAGACGGCUGCUGUUGGAGAAGUCAAUGACAUGUUUAAAACAUUUGAUGUGGACAAAAACGGAUUUAUCGAUUGGCAGGAACUGAAGGCGGGAAUGCAGACACUUGUUGGGCAUGACCUGGAGGAUUCCGACAUUGACGAAAUGAUGGAUGAGGCGGAUUUGGACGGAGAUGGGCGAAUCAAUUACGCAGAAUUUGAACGUAUGAUGCAGAAAAAUUUUGAUCCGGAGAACGAAGAGGUCUGAAGGAAAUAUGAUCCGUUUGGAAGUGCUGCAUAUACCAUUUCCAAAUCAGUUUUGCUUCAUCUUUACUAAGUCCUCUUAUGAUUGUUUAUCAACGGUUAUAUUCAAUCACAAAAACAGUGUUUGCUGUUUAUUUAUUUACCUGAUAAGUAUUAUAGAGACACACGGUCAUCACUAGGACUAUGUAUUAUCGCUGCUAGUUUUUAUUUGACAAUUGCAACUUCUGUUAUUUUCAUAUGCAAAUGUUGAUGUAUUGGCUGCCCCUUUCCCACUUAUAUAUAGCAGUGUGUAUCAACCUUUGCUUUUUUCCGUCCCAUCUCCUACGAUUAAGGGUUAUAAGGUUUUGGACACAGCUACCCCUAUUUGUUUUUUUAUUAAAUUAUGUUCGUCAAGAAGUUUCAGACAAAUUCAUUUUUAAAAACGAUGCUGAGUGCUUACUUAUAUUAGAUGGGAUAACAUUUAUUAAAAGUCGGUUUUACAAAUAAAACAGUAGUUCUUUUAUAAGAACUAUUUUCCGAAUA
Messenger RNA from Ostrea edulis (European flat oyster), 3547 nucleotides. RefSeq lists its product as uncharacterized. Gene Ontology annotation, molecular function: calcium ion binding. The record is from RefSeq and is a predicted model, not a curated record. NCBI's taxonomy places the organism in Eukaryota, Metazoa, Mollusca, Bivalvia, Ostreida, Ostreidae. The transcript is spliced from 9 exons. Bases 2109 to 3029 code for a protein of 306 amino acids.